AUUUUCUGCUCAGGAAGAGAAGAUUGACGCAUAAAAUGACGUCAUGACGCAUGGCAACGUCUGCUAUCGUUGGCGCCGGACUAAUGCAGUCAGAGUGUCCCACAGUCCUGCUGCUGGAGCCCUUUUACGGAGGUUCGCACAAACAGCUGAUCGACUUGCUGAAAGCUAACGUUGAUGGUUGUUCAGUCUUCACCCUCCCUGCUAAGAAAUGGCACUGGAGAGCAAGAACAGCGGCGCUGUACUUCAGCCAGACCAUCCCUACCUGCCCAUCGUACAGAGUCCUGUUCAGCAGCUCAGUCCUUAAUCUGUGUGAGCUGGUAGCUCUCAGACCAGAUCUGGCUCAUUUAAAAAAGGUUCUGUACUUCCAUGAGAACCAGCUGCUUUAUCCAGUUCGCAAAGACCAGGACAGGGACUUCCAGUACGGAUACAACCAGGUCCUCUCAUGUCUGGUGUCAGAUGUGGUGGCGUUUAACUCAUGCUUCAACAUGGAUUCCUUCCUGUCCUCCAUCUCCUCCUUCAUGAAGAAGAUCCCGGACCACCGACCUAGAGACUUGGACCAGCUAAUUCGUCCUAAGUGUGUGGUCUUGAACUACCCGGUCCAAUUCCCUGAUGUCAGCAGGCUGCUGCCCAAAUACAAAGUGGCCCGCAGACAGACGGAGCUCCAGCCUGUAGGGUCUGUGGAGCUUCCAUAUCAGUCCACACCUGAACCCACAACUACCCAGAAUCCUAGUAUGGAAGAAGCCACUGAAGCCCUGCUGAAACCUUUGCAUAUUGUCUGGCCUCACAGGUGGGAACACGACAAAAACCCGGAUCUGUUCUUCAGCACUCUUCUCCGACUGAAGGAGAAACAACUGGAUUUUAAGCUGUCUGUGCUGGGAGAGACGUUUACUGAUGUCCCAGAGAUCUUCUCUGAGGCCAGACAUCUGCUGGACCCCCACAUCCUGAACUGGGGUUUCCUGUCCAGUAAAGAAGAUUACCUUGGAGUGCUGUGUCAGGCCGACGUGGUUGUCUCCACAGCCAAACACGAAUUCUUCGGCGUGGCCAUGUUGGAGGCAGUUCACUGCGGUUGUUUCCCUCUAUGUCCCAACGCUUUAGUUUAUCCUGAAAUAUUCCCAGCAGAGUACCUUUACUCUACACCUGAGCAGCUCUGGAAACGUCUGCAGGGGUUCUGCAGGAGGCCCGACAUCAUCCGUAGACACAUUGUCAAGGUCGACACCACCUCCUUCUCUUGGACCUCUCUGAAACAGAGCUUUAAGACUCUGCUGGCAGAUGAAGGUCUGUAAAGGCAUUGUGGACCUGGAAGUCCAGACGCAGCAGUCAACCCAGUCCAGCCUGGCCACGACAGAGUCUGGAGAGCUCUGGAGUUUUGUGCUUGUGGUUUUUGGGGAGGAGGGGGUUAUCAUGUAAAAGCCUUUAUGUUUCCACAGGCAGUGCCACCACAUAUCCGCUUGGAUCCAUUUUUAUUCUGUGUUUCUGCUCUUCACUGCACUGGCUAGGCGGCAGCCAGGCACAGGGUUCUUACUGCAGCCCCACCUGAGCUGCCAGGUUUUGGGACAAAUUACAGUACUCCAUAUCCAAAGUGGAUGCAUAGACGCUAGCUGGGCCCGAGACAACAGCAUUGGCCACUCUAACUUCAUCAGCCCUUCAGAAGCUGUUUUAAUAAAUUAUGAGACAACUCAUUUGCAUUAUUGGCAAUCAAAUUAUUGCAAAUAUGUAUGAAAACUAUUUAUGCCAGACGAGAUGAAUGGGACAAAAAUAAAAACGAGACAAAUUCAAUGUGUCUCUCAAAACUACUACGCUAAAUGCUGCUAAUAAAGUUUCCACUACAGACUUCAUAUGUCUACAAACACUGACCUUCUGACUUGCUGUGAUACCUUCAAGUUCUGAAUCAGUUUGUGGGUCCUGUGGCAACACUUUGGGCGCGCAGGUACAGUUUUGGUUCAGCUACUAUUUCUGUGGAUCGGUCCAGACAUGGCUGGCUGCACCAAGCAUCACUGGUACAAUUUAAUAAUAUGUAAUGACUUGUGGGAGGUGCAGUAUAAUAAUGUCCUGGAAAUGCAGAUGUGAUUUAUGGUUGAAGCUCUGUGACUCUAAAACAGGCCAGAGUUUUAUUAUCAGAUUCGUUGUUUAAAUCUGAGCUGCAUAGUGAACCUACUUCUAUUUCAAUAGUAGGUUCACUAUCUGAAUCCUGUUUUGUAUGGAUUGGUUCUGGACUGUUUCUUUGUCUUGAUGACUGUAUAAUGGACCCAAACAGAAAAUAAAUUUAGCUUUGGCUUUUCAGCAAACUGCUGGAUUAUCAACAAAGAGCAGCAACAUUAAUUUCACACUUUAGGUGUGAAGUUGCUUUUAGCCCGAUCGACGAUGCUCUGAGACUCUGUACUUUGACAUCCUCCCACAGUGCAGUAGCUGAAGGUGGCCUCCUCAGCUUAGCACAAGAUCAACAUAAUAGUUACUUUGUUAAACAUUAGUGCUGGGUAUAUGUAAGAGAGGAGCUAAUUACCUUUACAUGAUUUAAUUGUGGCAUCACCAGUGAGAUUCUUUGUCGCACCUGACCCCAGCCUUUGAUCCAUGAGCCUGAACACAUGUGGAAAUAAGUGUCCAUGUUUGAUCUGGCAAUUUAGACAGUUUUGUUUAGUAAGUAGCAGAAAUAAAAGCUUAACCAUCAGCAUCAAAGCUGUGCCAACUGUCAGCCACUAUCUGGGCAGUUGUUUCAAACCCAGCCGUUGAAAGCCUCCUUUCUAAAUGAAGGCCAGCCUCUGUUUCUCCAGCUUCAGAAGACGCCCCUCCCCCGAGGCCGUACAGCUAUAUAGGUGGCGUAAUUAGACAAGCGUGCUGCCAUAUGUUUGUGCUGCAAAAAGAUGGAGGGGCUUGACACCGACUCGGUCAUUUGCCAUGUUAUUAAUGGGCCCUGUGGUCGGGACAUGGCACGCCUCAUCUUUUCAUCCGAUUUUCUUUGUAAGUGAGGCAGCAGGCAGUCGGCCAUCCUCACAAGGCUCUUUCAGAAACUCCACAGUUAAUAUAUGAAAUAACUCUGAGAGGCUUGGCUGCUUCACAAAAUUAUCCACAGUCACUGAGGCAAACAGUACUGCAGACAACCGACAGCAGGAACGCUUUGAGCAGUCUGGUUCCAUGGGCACUUUGACCUGUUAAUGGUGAAAAGACAUAUUCGCGUCAACGCAAUAACCUCAGUGACUGGAGCAGAGCUUGAGCAUGUCUUUGUUCUUCUGUUCUGGAAUUACUUUGCCUCUAGUGUCUUUCUGUCUGAGCACAAUCAUAGCACAAUCAACUUUAGAACUUGAGGUCUGUCAUUGUGUUCAAUCUGGUUUUUGUUUUACAUUUGCACAGAUUCCACCACAAAAGCUGCUUUAAGACAGUCACUUUCCCAUCGUUCCUAGUUGUGCUGCCAAGGCGAGACAUCGGAUUUAAAGAAUAAUAAUAAAAGGCAGAAAAAUGGUUUUCCCAUAAUUACAGAGUCUCUUAUCUGCACAAGAAAUGGCCAGAAGAAAAGAGCAGAGUCCAGAGCUUCAGUUUUUAAAGGGAUAUAAAAAGAAUAUGAAAGGGGAGGGGGGGGGUGCUGAUUUGAUCCUGAUGUGUUGAGACUGUCCUGCCUCAUGUUUGGAGAGUUAAGAACAGAAGACACUUAGAAUCCAUUGGUUGCUUUUUGCUGCUGACUUUAUUCAAGCUUGAAAUGCCUGAAUAGUAAUAGUGUUUUGCUGUAAUAAUAUCUGCAUUUUUCUGCAUUCACAUUUAUCUUGGUUGAUCCUGUGUACUCGUCCAGUACCUGCUACACUAGUAGUAGUAUUACCCACUUCACUAGUAGUAGAAAUCCUACACUAGUAGUAGUAGUCUUUACAAUAGUAGUAGUACCCGCUACACUGGAAGCAAAACUCUUUACACCAUUAGUAGUACUAGUACUAAUCAGUUUUUCUGCAUCACUCUGAGAGACGAUGCUUCUAAUUUGAGCUAAAUUUAUAAGAUGGAAAAAGGUGCUUCUGGAGAUUUCUUUAAUAUGAGGUAAAGGAGCAUUCCUCACAAUAGAAUCUGAAGCUAAUGUUAUGUUAUCCAAGGUAACUAUCUGUUUCAAUAGUGUCUGUGAUUUUCAGGCCCAACUAUAAGAACCUCAGUUUUAUCUGAUCGAUCUUGAUUUUUGCCAUUUCCUGUUUUAUUUUGUACCAUUUCCAGGUUCUGUUCCGUUAUGUUAGUUUCUGAAUUACUUUUCCAGUCAUAUGAUUUCUCAGCUGUUGACCUUUAUUAAUCCAUCCAUCCAUCCAUCCAUCCAUCCAUCUUUCUUCCAUACCGCUUACAUACGUGCGGGUCGCGGGGGUGCUGGAGCCUAUUCCAGCUGGCUAUUGGCGAGAGACUUCUGGAUCCAGCCUCUUUUAAGAAGGUUCUGCACAUACUCUUUGACCUCCUUAUACAAAGGCUUAGGGAUGGAAUUACAGCACUUUUGGACUAGUUGUAUAUUGGAUAUGCAGCCUACUGUAUGUCCCAUUGCCAGAUUGGUAGCUCACUUACUGAUGUCUACUUUCCAGCUUUUACCUAGUUCUUGCCUUGUGUUGUGACCGAUGCCUGUCUCCUCGUACUCCCUUGGCUAGUCCUUCUGUACUGUAGCAGAGCUUACCUGGUGCUGACCCAGUUUGUUUUUGACCGCCGCCUCUGCCUGCUCUUUUGUACUUACGUCAUCUGUUGUGUACCAAUCCUCGCCUGUUUUUGGAUAACGAACUGCUCAUUAAAGCAAACUGAACCUUC
Molecule: messenger RNA, 4749 nt
Organism: Betta splendens (Siamese fighting fish)
Lineage: Eukaryota; Metazoa; Chordata; Actinopteri; Anabantiformes; Osphronemidae
Gene: qtman
Product: glycosyltransferase-like domain containing 1
Exons: 11
Coding region: 51-1283 (410 amino acids)
Molecular function (GO): glycosyltransferase activity
Source: RefSeq, a predicted model, not a curated record